This is a messenger RNA of Dipodomys ordii (Ord's kangaroo rat), 1316 nucleotides long. RefSeq names its product four and a half LIM domains 2 (gene Fhl2). NCBI's taxonomy places the organism in Eukaryota, Metazoa, Chordata, Mammalia, Rodentia, Heteromyidae. Gene Ontology annotation, biological process: negative regulation of transcription by RNA polymerase II; negative regulation of calcineurin-NFAT signaling cascade. Gene Ontology annotation, cellular component: nucleus; Z disc. The record is from RefSeq and is a predicted model, not a curated record. The coding region runs from base 34 to 873 and encodes 279 amino acids. Gene Ontology annotation, molecular function: transcription coregulator activity; transcription factor binding. The transcript has 5 exons.
GACAGGUUGCUGUAAAACGGGGUGAGUGACAACAUGACUGAGCGUUUUGACUGCCACCACUGCAAUGAAUCUCUCUUUGGCAAGAAGUACAUCCUGAGGGAGGAGAACCCCCACUGUGUGGCCUGCUUUGAGGAGCUCUAUGCCAACACAUGUGAGGAGUGUGGCCAGCCCAUCGGCUGCGACUGCAAGGACUUGUCCUACAAAGAGAGGCAUUGGCAUGAGGGCUGCUUCCACUGCUCCCAGUGCAAGAGUUCGCUGGUGGACAAACCCUUCGCGGCCAAGGAGGAGCAGCUGCUCUGCACCGAUUGCUAUUCCAACGAGUACUCGUCCAAGUGCCAAGAAUGUAAGAAGACCAUCAUGCCAGGAACUCGCAAAAUGGAGUACAAGGGCAGCAGCUGGCACGAGACCUGCUUCAUCUGCCACCGCUGUCAGCAGCCCAUUGGAACCAAGAGUUUCAUUCCUAAAGACAAUGAGAAUUUCUGCGUGCCCUGCUAUGAGAAGCAAUACGCCCUGCAGUGUGUUCAGUGCAAAAAGCCCAUCACCAUGGGAGGUGUUACUUACCGGGAUCAGCCUUGGCACAAGGAGUGCUUCGUGUGCACAGCCUGCAAGAAGCAGCUGUCAGGGCAGCGCUUCACAGCCCGGGAUGAGUUUGCCUAUUGCCUGACCUGCUUCUGUGAUUUGUAUGCGAAGAAGUGUGCUGGAUGUACCAACCCCAUCAGCGGACUUGGAGGCACCAAGUACAUCUCCUUUGAAGAACGGCAAUGGCACAACGACUGCUUUAACUGCAAGAAGUGCUCCCUGUCCUUGGUAGGGCGGGGCUUCCUGACAGAGAGGGAUGACAUCCUGUGCCCUGACUGUGGGAAAGAUAUCUGAAGGCAACACGGAAGUGCAUAGCUGUGGUCUCACACAAAAUUUAUUUGUUUUCUCUCAACCAGGCAACAUUUGUGUUCUGGUGCUCAGCAGCCACCUCAAGUCUUUCCACUCUCACCACCCAAGCUAUUUUCAUGUUCACUGAAGCCCUUUUCAUCCUUUGUUCUAGUUUGGCCCUAGGAGAAAGAAAGCCCUUCUGUAAACCCUGGGUUUGAGUUGGUUUGGAAUUUUUGUAAUCAAGGAAAACAAACCCAACUGUAAACUCCCUGUUGAAUGACGUCUUUAUAAAUGCAUCUUCCUUUCACUGCCUAUUUAAUUUUUUAAGUGCAAUUAACAUUUGUCACAAACUUGAAAGUUUGCCCAGGAGUUGGUAUCUGCAGCUCUAUAACUUCCUGUUAUGUAAAGCCAAGAGCAAGAUUCUAUGACUUAGAAUAAAAUUAUUUAGA